Messenger RNA from Mytilinidion resinicola, 1056 nucleotides. RefSeq lists its product as uncharacterized. Lineage: Eukaryota; Fungi; Ascomycota; Dothideomycetes; Mytilinidiales; Mytilinidiaceae. Gene Ontology annotation, cellular component: Golgi apparatus. The transcript is spliced from 4 exons. Gene Ontology annotation, biological process: Golgi organization. Gene Ontology annotation, molecular function: protein binding. The record is from RefSeq and is a predicted model, not a curated record. Bases 1 to 1056 code for a protein of 351 amino acids.
AUGUUCGGAGCACUCAAUAGGUUCAUCGCCCGCCUCGACGACGGCCCACGCGAGCAAGGCUCAAGCAUACACGGCACGUUCGGGUUCCAGGUCCUGCGCAACACCAACGCUGAGAUACCCCUGGAGCCUUGGUUUGACUUCAUUAUCGGCAUCAAUGGGAGAACUAUUGAUAAUCCCGAUCCGAAUCUCUUUGCUGCAGAGGUCCACAACUGCGCUGGUUCAGCCAUAAGCUUAGGACUGUUCAGUGCCAAGGGCCAGAAAAUCAGAGAGGUCUUCUUCCAGGUGCCAGCAGAGAAGCCAUCGCUGGGAUUAUCACUACAAUGGACACCUCUGUCAGCGACUGAAGAUGUUUGGCACAUUCUUGAUGUUAUCCCCAAUUCUCCAGCAGAUACUGCUGGUCUACUUCCGUAUGGUGACUAUGUCAUCGGUAGUCCUGAAGGCUUAGUUCGUGGUGAAUCUGGACUAGGCGAGUUAGUUGAAGAUUACAUGAAUCGCCCGCUCCGCCUGUUCGUAUACAACCACGAAUACAAUGUCACGAGACCAGUUACCAUCACCCCCACACGUACUUGGGGUGGUGAGGGAGCCCUUGGCUGUGUACUAGGCUUCGGCGCUCUCCAUCGCAUCCCAGCACCGCUAGAAGAGCCUCCACAUGGGCCCGGCGAAACCCUCUUCUCCACUGACUCCGCUUUCGACGAGCAACGGCCUACAUCUUCCGCAUCGCACGCAGCACCUAAUGCCGCACCCCUCGCGCCACCAACGGCAGACUUCCUUGUUCCAGCUAAUAUGCAAUUCCAAUCCAAAUCCCCUCCUCUCGCGCCAUCUCCAAGUGCAAAACCGAAGAAAGGUCGGGCGCACCAUGCAUUUGCGUCGCCGAGCGCAGGCCUGGACGACUAUUUCAAAGAGGGGGAGGAGAAGAGCAAAGAGCAAGAUUAUGCACCAUUGGCGAGAGCUGGAUCUGUGCCUCCACCUCCAAAGAUCGGUGGGCCACCAAGGGCUGGAGGUCCUCCGAAGGCAGCGACGCCUGUGCAAAAAGAAGACGAACCCGGGGCGGAGUAA